AUGGGUUCAGGAUACCAUCCCGGCAGCGACAAAGCCGCAUACAUGCGGGAUCUACAGCUUGCCGUCAACCCGCGGGAGUUCCUUCCUGUUUCUCGUUUGGCAGGAGCAACCAACUCCUCCUACUACAGCGUCGAUAAGUACAGCAACACCAGCUUCUCCAACGGUGGACCUGCGCAUGGAGCAGUAGUCAAUUCGCUUCCAACUUCAGGAAACCCUUAUGAUAAUAACUUGCAAUUGUAUACAACCAAAGAGAAGUACACAGAGCUCAAGAGUAUGAUCUUGAAAGCUCCCCAAAGCUCUUGCUCUCAACAACCUGAAAACAAGCCCAAUUUUAGAAACAAUAACGAUGAGGAAAAAUUGACAUGA
Eruca vesicaria subsp. sativa (arugula) is the source of this 366-nucleotide messenger RNA. NCBI's taxonomy places the organism in Eukaryota, Viridiplantae, Streptophyta, Magnoliopsida, Brassicales, Brassicaceae. The record is from the annotation of a GenBank genome assembly.